Molecule: messenger RNA, 2347 nt
Organism: Esox lucius (northern pike)
Lineage: Eukaryota; Metazoa; Chordata; Actinopteri; Esociformes; Esocidae
Gene: ccdc149a
Product: coiled-coil domain containing 149a
Exons: 13
Coding region: 187-1950 (587 amino acids)
Source: RefSeq, a predicted model, not a curated record
UUCCCACACCGGACAUACACGCCUAUCCGCAACAGCUGACGUUACGUAGAGUAAACAUUGGAUAGAACAGAGGCGGAGUCAGGAAGAUAACCCAAAUUCAACAUUCGCAUUUCCAUAUACAGAUUUAAAUCGACUGCCUGUGUUAAACCAAUAUUUUUUUGCAGUUGUCGGAGCCCCUACGAAAAUAUGAAUUCUUCGAAAAGAAGUGAAAGUGACUGGCAAGGCCUGGUGAGCGAGUUCCUGGUGUGUAAACGUAAGCUGGACAGUAAGAAGGAAGCCCUCUUGAUAUUAUCCAAAGAACUGGACACCUGUCAGCAGGAGAGGGACCAGUACAAGCUGAUGGCCAACCAGCUGCGAGAGCGCCACCAGUGUCUGAAGAAAAAGUACAGAGAGCUCAUUGAUGGUGAUCCAUCUUUACCACCUGAAAAACGCAACCAGGUGAACCUGGCUCAGCUGCUAAGAGACGCACGGGAGAAGGGGAAACAGCUGUCUGAGGAGGUGAAGGAGCUGAAUCAGAGACUGGCUGAGGCCCAUGGGGAUAACAAGCUGCUGAGAAUGACCAUCACCAGGCAGCGACUGGGGGACGAGGAGGUCGGGGCCCGCCACUUCCCCGCACACGAGAGGGAAGACCUGGUCCGGCAGUUGGAGAAGGCAGGGCUGCAGAUGGAGGAACUGGAAAACACUGUUAAGGCGCUGACUGAUGAGCUGCAUGACAUUAAGGCUGAGCGCGGCGUUUUCAGUGAGAAGGCCGAACGCCUCAACCUGGAGCUCAACCACAUCCUGGGUGGCCAUGAAACGCGCAUCAUCGAUGUGGACGCCCUCUGUAUGGAGAACAGGUAUUUACAUGAGCGGUUUAACCAAGUCCAAGAGGAGGUGAACCUGCUUAAGUCCAAUAUCAUGAAAUACAAGAAUGCAUUGGAGAAGAGGAAGAACUUUAAAGUGUCUGGGAAGUCCAACAGCAGUGCUCUGACAGGAGUCCUCUCUGCCAAAGAAGGUACACCAAACCCAGACUGCCAGGUCCCAAGUCAAAUUUGUACAUGCCAGGAGUUGUUGUCUGAGGAGCAGGGCUGCAGUCUCCCAGCUACACCCCAGUCUAUCGCUGACCUCAAAUCCCUGGCCACGGCCCUGUUGGAGACCAUCCACGAGAAGAACCUGGUCAUCCAGCACCAGAGACAUACCAACAGGAUUCUGGGAAAUAGAGUGGCUGAGCUGGAGAGGAAGUUGAAAACUUUAGAGGUGUCCGGCUUGUGGAGUCUUCCAGGUCUGACCUACCGCGUGUCCCUGGGAAUAGGCAGGGGCCGAGACUCGGUUUCGCUGACCGAGAGCCAGCAAGCUAAGCUGCUGUCGCCCAGCGCCACUCCGUGCCCGCGCCAGCCUUGCAAGCACGCCUCAACGCAGCCGCCCAAAGACGGCAGAAGGGAUAAUACAGGACCUUCAUCGUGGGAACAGACCACAGCUGGCGACGACACUGGUGCAGAUGGUGCUGGUGAGGAAGGAGCGCCGACGCUCGUCGAAGGGGCAGACACUAAGUGCGGCGGUGUGAGCGACAGACGGGGAGUGGAGAAUGUGACGGCGUCUGAGGAGCCGGAGGAAGGGCGGAGUCCCGUGGAAGAGGAGGGGCGUGAGGUGGAAGUGGAGGAGGAUGGGGAGCUGGGCUCCACGGUGGAGGAGGGAGAAGAGGCGGCCCUGGCACUUGACACCCCGCCGUUAGAGGCGGAGUCACACUUGGGUCUCCUCCCCCAGCUGCCUUUAAGUCCAGCUCCCGUAGACCACACCCUCGAGGCGGAUCAUUCAACCGGCCACAUCCACGCAACGGAUCUUUCUGGACUGCCUGAGGCCUCUAAGCCGAAUACCAUAUUUAAGAGCCCAGACUGGAACGGCACAGAGGGGUGGGACCUGCACUGCCAAUCAGAACAGACUGACAGUUGCCAUACCAACAGCUUGGCGUAGUCAUGUGGAGGGUUGAGUUUUGUUCAUUAGGGAGAUUUUAAAAAAAAUUGACGAGAGAGAUGCUUAACGUGGUGGUUGCUUUCGGGCUCACUAUUAAUGUUUUCACAGUGUAGGCCAAACUCCCAUGUGUUUCAAGCCAUUAUUUGGUUGAGUCGGUGGUAAUGGGUAGAGAACACCACAUUUUGGACUCCCGCUGACAGUCAGUGCUUGGAUUGUACCUAGAUAGUCUAGUGUUUUAUCUGGGGGAAAAGCAGACAAUUGCAAGGCUCAUAGACUAUAAGAGAAACUUAGUAAAGAUGAGAGAAUGCCAGCUGUUGACUUCCUGCUUAUUCCUACAAUAAUAAAAUUAGAGCUUUGAAAUACUAAUCAUUUUAAAAUGAUGCACCACGUCCCACAA